AUGGCGGAACAAGGACCAAAAGUAGGCGACGCGAGAAGUUUGUGGAAUUUUACCCCGUCUCCAGGAUGGACGAAACCGGAGGUUGAAAAUUUAGUCAUCGUUUUGAAAAAAUUCGGCGUCGGGAAGUGGGUCCAAAUCGUCGACUCCGGCGCCUUACCGGGGAAACAAAUCCAACAGUUGAACGGGCAAACGCAACGAUUACUUGGGAAACAAUCCUUGGCGGAAUAUACCGGGUUACAGUUAGACGUGUUCGCGGUGAAGCAAGCGAACGAUCAGUUGGUUGGGGAAACCGUGGUGAGGAAAAAUGGGUUGAUUACCAACCAAGGCGGGAAGAUGUCGAAGGAGGAGUUAAAGGCGAAGCGAGAGGAAAACGUGCGUUUAUUCGGGUUAACUCCGGAGCAAAUCGAAGCGAUUGAAAUUCCAAAACCAGUGAGAGACGCCGGUUUAGGCGCGGCGGCGUACAUGGGGAAGAAUCAUAACAAAGGCGGCGUGAAUGGCGGGUUGGGACCGACGAAGCGCGUCGUGAACGUGGACGAAGUGAAAGUAGAGGAGUUGUCCAGCAAUGAAAAGGUGGAGGUGUUGAAGCAGUUGAGGAAAAGGUUGUUGGCGGUGAGGAUGGCGAAUACUGCCGCGAGUGAGAACAGCAAACCCGGCGAGACGACGACAGCAAUGAAGACAUCGACGACAACAACAACAACAACAACGACAAUAAAGAACGCAAACGCUACGGUGAAGGACGUGACCAACGUCGUCGCGAACGAGGCGAAGAAAACAGCAGGGGUCGCCGCGGGGAAGAGAGCCGCGGUGGCGAAGAAACCAGCCGCGAAAAAGACGAAGAAAUCGAAAAAGAGUAAAAACGACGACGACGACGAUAACGAGGACGAUAACAGCCCAAGCGCCGAAGGGCCGGUAGAGAUGCUCGUGAACAUGGGGUUCACGAAGAAAAUGGCAAAGGACGCGAUCAAAGAGACGGGAGGUGAUAUUUCCGCCGCCACCGAGUGGUUGUUCGCGAACACGUAA
Messenger RNA from Bathycoccus prasinos, 1020 nucleotides. RefSeq lists its product with no specific name. The record is from RefSeq and is a predicted model, not a curated record. The coding region runs from base 1 to 1020 and encodes 339 amino acids. Gene Ontology annotation, molecular function: protein binding. Lineage: Eukaryota; Viridiplantae; Chlorophyta; Mamiellophyceae; Mamiellales; Bathycoccaceae. The transcript has 2 exons.